Arabidopsis arenosa is the source of this 1065-nucleotide messenger RNA. The record is from the annotation of a GenBank genome assembly. NCBI's taxonomy places the organism in Eukaryota, Viridiplantae, Streptophyta, Magnoliopsida, Brassicales, Brassicaceae.
GGGCUUCAUAAACUAGAAAUUAAAAAAUUUAUAUCUGUGCUUUUACGUUUUUACCCUUAAAAUCUCACUUAAUUCACCAAAAGGAACCAAAAAGCCCUAAUCUUUAGGUUGUCGACACUCUGUUCAGUUCUCUUGACGCCGUCCAUCACCCUCCGUCAUAUCGCCGCCGCAAAUACAGACAGAGAGUUCACAACAAUGGAGUACGUAAACCCUGAAGGUCUUCGAUUAGAUGGUCGCCGAUUCAACGAGAUGAGGCAAAUCGUAGCUGAAGUUGGAGUUGUUUCUAAGGCUGACGGUUCUGCUGUCUUCGAGAUGGGUAAUACUAAAGUAAUUGCAGCUGUUUAUGGUCCAAGAGAGAUUCAAAACAAGAGCCAGCAAAAAAAGAACGACCAUGCAGUGGUGCUGUGUGAGUAUAGUAUGGCUCAGUUUAGUACUGGUGAUCGUAGAAGACAGAAAUUUGACAGGCGAUCAACAGAGCUAUCUCUUGUCAUCCGUCAGACAAUGGAAGCUUGCAUAUUAACCGAAUUGAUGCCUCAUUCUCAGAUUGACAUUUUCCUUCAGGUUCUACAAGCUGAUGGAGGAACAAGAUCAGCUUGUAUCAAUGCCGCGACUCUAGCUCUCGCAGAUGCUGGAAUUCCAAUGCGUGAUCUCGCCGUUUCCUGUAGUGCUGGUUAUUUAAACAGUACUCCUCUUCUGGAUCUGAACUAUGUUGAAGACAGUGCUGGAGGAGCUGAUGUAACAGUCGGUAUUCUACCUAAAUUAGACAAAGUGACACUCCUUCAGAUGGAUGCGAAGUUACCGAUGGAAACAUUUGAGACAGUGUUUGCAUUGGCUUCUGAAGGUUGUAAGGCAAUUGCAGAGAGAAUACGCGAGGUACUUCAAGAAAACACCAAACAGCUAGAGUAUCGCCGAGCUGCAUAAACUUUAGAGUAAAGAGAAAAAAACAUAAAAGCUCCAAGAUUUUUGUUAAUUAGAUAUUGCUGUUGUUUUUGGAAUUUGAGGAUCAAAAGCUAGUAGUGCCAAAUGGUUUAUUUGUGUAUCCAAAAAUACAAAAGAAAAGUCCAA